UCGCCAGUCGGAAACGGCUUUGACUUGCAAAGCAUCGGCUUUCGCCAGCACACGCCAGCCACCACCAUGGGCAGGAUCAUCUUCUACGAGGACAGGAACUUCAUGGGCCGCUCCUACGAGAGCAGCAGCGACUGUUCCGAUAUGUCCACCUACCUGAGCCGCUGCCACUCCUGCAGGGUGGAGAGUGGCUGCUGGAUGGUCUACGACCGCCCCAACUUCCAGGGAAAGCAGUACUUCAUGAGGAGGGGCGAGUACGCCGACUGCAUGAGCAUGAUGGGAAUGACGGACUGGAUCCGGUCUUGCCGCCAGAUCCCUAUGCACAGAGGAUCCUACAGAAUGAGGAUCUACGAGAGGGAGAACUUUAUGGGACAGAUGAUGGAGGUGACCGAGGACUGUGAGUCCAUCAUGGAUCGCUACCACUGGUCCAACGGCUGCCAGUCCUGCCACGUGAUGGACGGCCACUGGCUCGUGUACGAGCAGCCCCAGUACAGAGGCAGGAUGUUCUACUUCAGGCCCGGAGAGUACAGGAACUUCAGAGAGAGCAUGGGAAUGAGCAGCAUGAGGUUCAUGAGCAUGAGGCGCAUCAUGGACUCCUGGUAUUAAACUCAUUUGAAAUUACCUGAUGCAAAUAUUUUAUGACAUUUGAAUAAAAAAUGACAAAAAAAUGCAAAAAA
Messenger RNA from Astyanax mexicanus (Mexican tetra), 674 nucleotides. RefSeq names its product gamma-crystallin M2. Gene Ontology annotation, biological process: visual perception; lens development in camera-type eye. Gene Ontology annotation, molecular function: structural constituent of eye lens. The record is from RefSeq and is a predicted model, not a curated record. Lineage: Eukaryota; Metazoa; Chordata; Actinopteri; Characiformes; Acestrorhamphidae. Bases 67 to 603 code for a protein of 178 amino acids. The transcript is spliced from 3 exons.